AUGGCGCUCAUCCAAAACUGGCUCCCGCCCUCGCGCGAGAACUGGGAGCUUAUCGCUUGGGGCUGGCAGUUCUUCCCUCUCUUUACAGCAAUCCAAUGGCUCAACUCGUAUUACCCCGCGGGCAAAACCUCGAUAAACUCGCGCCUCAACCUCCCCGGAAAAUGGGCGUGGGCGACAAUGGAGGCGCCGGGGUUCCUCACACUGCUCUAUAUCAUGUGGAGCUUGCCGCAAGAGCUGGGGCUUGAGAGGCUGCCGUGGGAGAACUGGAUUAUGGCUGCAUUGUUUACGACACACUACCUCUACCGCGCCCUCCUGUACCCCUACCUCGCCCUCUCCCUGUCCCCAAUCCACAUUUCCGUCUGGGCCCUCGCCGUAGCCUGGCAACUUCUCAACGCACUCUCGCUCGGCGGCUGGCUCGGCGGCCACGGUCCCACCACCACUUACGACUGGGCCGGGAAACUGUACGCGAUCCAAUUUGGCAUGAUCGUCUGGGUGUGGGGUUUCCUGGGGAACAUUUUCCACGACGACGAUUUGCGCGAGAUUCGGAGAGCGGCGGGACGGCGGCAGGCCAAGGCAGCGCGGCAACAAGGGCAAAGGAAGGGAAAGAAUGGGAAGGCAGAGGGCGUGGACAAGGUCUACAUGAUGCCGAAGAACGGCCUCUUCAGGUGGGUGCUGUAUCCGCACUACUUAUGCGAGUGGAUCGAAUGGGCGGGCUUCUGGAUCGUGGGGGGCUGGGGGUGUAUGCCGGCGAGGAGCUUUUUGGUCAACGAGAUCGCGACGAUGACGCCCAGGGCUGUGCAGGGCUGGCAUUGGUAUGUGGAGAGGUUUGGGAGGGAGGAGGUCGGGGGUAGGAAGGCGGUGAUUCCAGGGAUUCUGUAG
Molecule: messenger RNA, 879 nt
Organism: Coniosporium apollinis CBS 100218
Lineage: Eukaryota; Fungi; Ascomycota; Dothideomycetes
Exons: 3
Coding region: 1-879 (292 amino acids)
Biological process (GO): steroid metabolic process
Cellular component (GO): membrane
Molecular function (GO): 3-oxo-5-alpha-steroid 4-dehydrogenase activity
Source: RefSeq, a predicted model, not a curated record